AUGUACGCUACUGCACUCAAAGUUUGGCUUCUUGAUCAAGUCAAUAACUGUCCUUGGCAGUAUGCACUUCUGUUCUCUCUCGGUGUUCUAACAUUUGCACGUUUUACAUUCAAAACUCUUGUCGUCUUCUUCCAGACCUUCAUUCUUUCUGGGACACAUCUCAAGAAGUUUGGUGCUAAGAAGGGAGCAUGGGCAGUCGUUACGGGUGCUUCAGAUGGCAUUGGGAGGGAGUUUGCAAUCCAGCUAGGUUCAGCGGGCUUCAAUGUCUUGCUCGUCGCACGGAAUGCCAAGAUGUUGAAUGAUGUGGCAGUUGAGAUUGCUACGAAAACAAAAUCUACAGUUGAAACCAAGAUCUACCUUAUCGACUUUGCCCAAAACGACGACCUUAAAUAUGAUGGCCUGAAAGCUCUCCUUCAUACUCUCGAUGUCGGUGUCCUCGUUAACAAUGUCGGAAAAUCCCACGCAAUGCCCACUUAUUUUGCUGAAACUGUGGAACAAGAAAAUGCUGACAUCGUUGCUAUCAACGUGAAUGCGACAAUCCGCGUCACACAUGCAGUUCUCCCUGGUAUGAUUCAGCGGAAACGUGGGUUGGUCCUCAACCUCGGCUCCUUCGCGGGUCUCGUGCCUUCUCCAAUGCUAGCGACAUACAGUGGUACUAAGGCGUUCCUCGAAACCUUCACCAGCGCCCUCGCAGACGAAGUUCGGUCUCAUGGGGUCGUCGUCCAACACCUUAAUACUUACUUUGUCGUUUCCAAGAUGUCAAAUAUCCGACGCACAUCUGCGUUCAUCCCCAGUCCCGCAUCCUACGUCCGCGCAUGCCUCUCCAAAAUUGGCUUCUCCUGCGGUGCAGCACUGACCGGGCGCCCAGGCACGCUCACCGCGUUCUGGAGCCACGCGCUUCUCGAUUACGUGAUGCACGUCGUCGGAUGGAAGACUCGGUUUAUCGCUUAUACCCAUUCGCUGCAUAAGGAUAUCAGGAGAAGGGCACUCAGGAAGCAGGAGAGGGAGGCCAAGAAGGAGUAG
Molecule: messenger RNA, 1023 nt
Organism: Suillus subalutaceus
Lineage: Eukaryota; Fungi; Basidiomycota; Agaricomycetes; Boletales; Suillaceae
Exons: 8
Coding region: 1-1023 (340 amino acids)
Biological process (GO): fatty acid elongation
Cellular component (GO): endoplasmic reticulum
Molecular function (GO): ketoreductase activity
Source: RefSeq, a predicted model, not a curated record